AUGAAAAGCCUUAAAAGAGGCCUGGCGUCCGACCCGAACGCCGCAAAUAUCUCCAGCAAAGUGUUUAUCAGAUCCACAAAGAGUGGGCGAGUUCAGAAGGUUGUGAGAGAACAAUACCUGAGGAAAGACAUACCUUGUUCCUCUCUGCUUUGCUCAUCAUGCGCUUCCACGGCCGUUGCUGAUGCAAAUGGAGUUGUUCCGAAGUUCGUUCUUUCGAAGCGACCCGCCGGAACGAAGGCAUUUCCCAACGGCCAUUACCUUAUGCCAGACACGAACGUGUUGCUCAGCGGGAUGGACCUUUUUGAAGAGUCGGGCCACUUCCACGAUGUGAUCAUCUUGCAGACAGUCCUGGAAGAGUUGAAGAAUAGGAGUCUUCCGCUCUACAACAGACUUAUGUCAUUGACGCGAAGCGAGGAAAAGCGCUUUUAUCUGUUCUUCAACGAAUUCCGCUCUGAAACUGCCGUCCGCCGAGCAGAUGGCGAGACGAUCAAUGACCGAAACGACCGUUCUGUGAGGAAUGCAGCCGCCUGGUACACGAGCCAUUUGGCCAGAGCGACAAAGAAGCCUCCUGUCAUAGUGGUACUCACCAACGACCAGGACAAUCGGAGAAAAGCAAAAAAGGAGGGCAUCAAUGCACUGUCACUGCGCGAAUACGUCGAAGGCCUGGACGAUGCUGACCGUUUGCUUGAUAUGGUCAGCCAGAGUGCCGAGGGCCAGGAAAGCCGUGCGUUGCAAGGAGAGCUCUUCUACCCAGAGUACUACUCAAUGAGCCGGAUGAUGACAGGCAUCAAAGCUGGGACGCUGCAUCAAGGCGUCUUCAGUGUGUCUCCCUACAACUAUUUAGAAGGCACUGUCAAGGUCCCAGCAUUCGACAAACCUUUGUUGGUUCUAGGGAGAGAAGCCAGCAACCGAUCAAUAUCGGGAGAUGUCGUGGUUGUGGAGCUUCUUCCUAAAGACCAGUGGAAAGCACCAUCAACCCAGAUUUUGGACGAAGACACCCUGGACCAGAAUGAGAAUCCAGACACUGAGGAGCAGGAAGAAAGUGUCGUCACCGAGAACGAAAAACGCGCCCUUCUGGAAGAUGUUAGGCGGGCGCACUCUGCCAGCGCAGAAACUCGGGCGCAACCUACAUGUCGCGUGGUUGGGGUCAUGAAACGUAACUGGAGACAGUUGGUUGGAACGAUUGACAACGUGUCCGGAGCCGGAACUGGCGGUCGCCAAACUACCGUGUUCCUGGUUCCAAUGGACAAGCGUAUCCCGAAGAUACGUAUCCGAACACGCCAAGUCGAAGAGUUGGUCGGCAAACGCAUCGUGGCAACGAUUGAUUCCUGGGACCGUGAUACCAGAUACCCUGUUGGGCAUUAUAUCCGCUCUCUAGGUGAACUAGAGACGAAAGAGGCUGAGACUGAAGCACUGCUCCUAGAAUAUGAUGUUCAAUAUCGGCCGUUCCCCAAAGCUGUGCUGGACUGUCUUCCAUCUGAGGGUCACAACUGGAAAGUCCCAGCCGACACCGACGAUCCAGGCUGGCGGGAUCGCCGAGAUCUGCGGAAUCUUCUUGUGUGCUCAAUCGAUCCUCCCGGGUGUCAAGAUAUUGAUGAUGCACUCCAUGCAAGGCUACUGGACAACGGGAAUUUCGAAGUGGGUGUUCAUAUUGCGGACGUUUCCAACUUUGUCAAGCCCAACAACCCCAUGGAUGUUGAAGCUUCUUCACGUGGCACAACAGUUUACCUGGUCGACAAAAGAAUCGAUAUGCUGCCCAUGCUCCUCGGUACCGACCUGUGCUCAUUGAAACCUUAUGUUGAGCGAUAUGCGUUCUCUACGUUGUGGGAGGUCACACCUGACGCAGAGAUCGUCUCAGCCUCUUUCACCAAGUCGGUUAUCCGGUCUAAGGAGGCUUUUUCAUAUGAACAGGCUCAGAAGAGAAUCGAUGACCCCACCGCAACAGAUGAACUUACUCAAGGAAUGAGGACCUUAUUGUCACUAUCAGAAAAACUGCGUCAAAAGCGGAUGGAUGCCGGAGCGUUGAACUUGUCCAGCCCUGAGGUCAGGAUUGAAGCGGACAACGAGUCCUCAGACUCCCUGGCCGACGUCAAGACAAAGGCUCACCUCGCCACAAACUCACUCGUCGAGGAGUUCAUGCUUCUCGCCAAUAUCACCGUUGCGAGGAAGAUACAAUCGGUAUUCCCACAGACCGCAUUACUCAGGCGCCACGCUUCACCUCCGGCUUCCAAUUUUGCGGAUCUCAGUGACCAACUGAAACGGAUGCGCGGGUUCGAGCUAGACGUGUCCAGUUCCAAGGCGCUCGCAGAUUCUCUGGAUCGUUGUGUUGAUCCCAACCAUCCGUUCUUCAACACCUUGAUUCGGAUCAUGGCUACACGAUGCAUGACUUCGGCCGAGUACUUUUGCAGCGGAUCUCACGCAGAACCAGAGUACCGGCAUUAUGGUUUGGCAAGCGAGAUCUACACGCAUUUUACCAGCCCAAUCCGCCGUUACGCGGACUUGCUGGUUCACCGACAGUUGGCCUACGCGAUCGGAUACGAAGGUCAAGGAAGCGAAGUUGCCGACGAGAGUCUUCGAAACAAAACCAAGUUGGAACGAGUCUGUCAGAACCUCAACUUCAGGCACCGGAACGCGCAAAUGGCAGGUCGAGCAAGCAUCGAGUACUAUGUGGGACAGGCACUGAAAGCCAGAGCCGAGAAGACCCCCGGUGCCGCCAUCGAUGUUGACGGCUAUGUCAUGCGAGUGUUUGAGAAUGGGGCUGUAGUAUUCGUUCCCCAGUUCGGCAUCGAAGGAUUGGUCCGUCUCGAAGACUUCCAACUCAAGAGUGACGAAGGGACAAAGAGGGAGAGCAGCUUUGACGCGGAUAACUACCGGUUGACAGUCUUCGAAAAGGAUCGCGAACAACAGGGAGUCCGGGUUGAGCUGUUCCAACAGCUGAAGGUUAGAGUUAGUUCCGAAGAGAAGAGCGGUGCAAGGGAGAAAGGAAAGAGAAGGGUCAGAAUUGUGGUCCUAUCGGCAUGA
Messenger RNA from Capronia coronata CBS 617.96, 3021 nucleotides. RefSeq lists its product as uncharacterized. Lineage: Eukaryota; Fungi; Ascomycota; Eurotiomycetes; Chaetothyriales; Herpotrichiellaceae. The record is from RefSeq and is a predicted model, not a curated record. Gene Ontology annotation, biological process: rRNA catabolic process. The coding region runs from base 1 to 3021 and encodes 1006 amino acids. The transcript has 2 exons. Gene Ontology annotation, cellular component: cytoplasmic exosome (RNase complex); nuclear exosome (RNase complex). Gene Ontology annotation, molecular function: RNA binding; endonuclease activity; 3'-5'-RNA exonuclease activity.